AAAAUGAUAUCACAAAAUGAGGAAACUCUCACUUCAAUCACUAACCAAACUACACCAAAUCCUAGUGUUAAUCCGAUAAAUUUUGGCAAUUUCGGCCCCUUGCUCUUGCAUCUUACCGAGAAAGAAUUGCAUAUAGUAUUAAAUCCGCCUUUACUCCUUUCUCUAACAAUUGAUGAGUUUUUCGCCCCUGCAAAAAGGCCUACAAAAAACCCAAAUCCUCCUCGGUAUUUAAAUAGUUACCUCCUCUGGAAAAGAAAUUAUGACGCAUCUCACACUUCUAAAAAUUUUACUCAACGUUCACGUGAAUCCAGUGUUAUGUGGAGUAGAUCUGAUGAUGAAAUCAAACUUUUUUUUAAAAUUUUAUCAAAACUUCAUAAAAGCUAUCAUGAACUAAUGUAUCCGGAGUAUAAGUAUAGCCCAAAGAGAAAUAAUUCUUCUAAAGUUAAUGCAAGAUUG
Molecule: messenger RNA, 456 nt
Organism: Scutellospora calospora
Lineage: Eukaryota; Fungi; Glomeromycota; Glomeromycetes; Diversisporales; Gigasporaceae
Source: the annotation of a GenBank genome assembly